AUGACGAAGAGGAGGUCAUGGUUCGGUUGGAUGAAAAGGCUAUUCAUCUGCGAGGCGAAAGCAAAACCAGAGAAGAAGCCAAGGAGGUUGAGAUGGGUGUUUAGAAGGCUAAAGCUGAGACAUCAGAUUGCAACUACGGUGCAAAAGACAAGGACUUUGAACGAAGCAACAGAGGAUCAGAGAAAGCAUGCCGUGAAUGUAGCCAUUGCCACAGCAGCAGCAGCUGAGGCGGCGGUUGCAGCCGCCAAGGCAGCUGCUGAGGUUGUCAAGAUGGCAGGAAACGCCUUCACUUCACAACAUUUUGUCAAGAAGCGCAAUCCCAAUUUGGCUGCUAUAAAGAUUCAAAGUGCAUUCAGGGCUUAUCUGGCGAGGAAAGCGUUGCGUGCGCUGAAAGCAUUGGUAAGGCUUCAAGCAAUAGUCCGUGGCAGAGCUGUUAGGAGAAAGGUGUCUGCUUUACCUUCCAACAAAGCUUCAACAUCAAGCCUCAUGCAGAGAAACACAGAGAGGAAACAUUGGUCCAAGCCCAAAUCUGAGAUCAAAGAAGAAGUCAAGGUAUCAAAACAUUCAACGUGUCACAAGAAACAGGUGGAGUGCAAUGGCUGGGACAGUAGCGCACUCACAAAGGAAGACAUCAAAGCCAUAUGGUUGAGGAAGCAAGAAGGUGUGGUGAAGCGUGAGCGUAUGUUGAAAUACUCUCGCUCUCAUCGGGAGAGAAGGAGUCCUCAUAUGCUUCUGGAAUCAUUGUACUCAAAGGACAUGGGGAUGAGAAGCUGUAGGCUUGAACAUUUGGGUGAAUCCAAGUCUGCAAAGUCGUCCAUAAACUCAAUCCUCAUUCCAAGCGAAAUCACAAAAGUAAAGCUUAGAGCUUUACAGAGACAAGACUCUGUUGAUGGACAAGACUCUCCAUUUUCAUUCCCGAGGAGAUCUUUCAGCCGUUUGGAGCAGAGUCUGUUGGAGGAAGAGAGCUGGUUUGAGAGCUUGCAGCCUUACAUGAGUGUGACAGAGUCUGCAAGGGAAAAGUUUAGAUCACUGAGCACACCGAGGCAACGUGUAGGUGUCAUGGAUCAUUCUUGGUUUGAUAAUAGUAAAAAGGAUGCAGAUAAAGUCUCUCUCUGGUCUUCCUUUGUUAAUGAAACUAGUAAUAUGAGCAGCUCCAAGAAGUCGUCUCUGACCUCAAACCAACAUUGUUGUUAA
Microthlaspi erraticum is the source of this 1194-nucleotide messenger RNA. The record is from the annotation of a GenBank genome assembly. NCBI's taxonomy places the organism in Eukaryota, Viridiplantae, Streptophyta, Magnoliopsida, Brassicales, Brassicaceae.